Pseudogymnoascus destructans is the source of this 2190-nucleotide messenger RNA. It is a transcript of the gene DSK1, whose product is annotated as serine/threonine protein kinase, CMGC group. NCBI's taxonomy places the organism in Eukaryota, Fungi, Ascomycota, Leotiomycetes, Thelebolales, Thelebolaceae. The record is from RefSeq and is a predicted model, not a curated record. The transcript is spliced from 4 exons. The coding region runs from base 295 to 2190 and encodes 631 amino acids. Gene Ontology annotation, molecular function: protein kinase activity; ATP binding. Gene Ontology annotation, biological process: protein phosphorylation; regulation of mRNA processing; spliceosomal complex assembly.
CCCCCCCCCCUCCUCCCAGCUGGAUCAAGCCAGCUUCUCAUACGCCAUCUCCGCCAUCUUCCUAUUCUUCAGCGGAAGCUUCAUUUAUUCCAUUUUGUACUGCUGCUAUACGACUGUUGCUGCGUCUUAUAUAAACCAAAAAAACUAUACACAGAUACACCGUUCCGUCACUGAAAAAGCCCCCCAACUUUGCCCAGAAUCCGCUUCCACCCACCACCACCACCACCACCACCACCCACACACACAUCAAACCCCCAGUACGGUUGUCCGAGUAGUGUACGAGCGCCAACUCGAAUGUCCCCCACGGAAACAGCCCACCUCCUCCACCACCACGAUCCCGCGACGAUGACCUCUACCGGCCAACAGAUCAAGGCCGCUGCCAUCGCAAAGGCAAAGAGCGCCGUCAGCUCAGCCACCAUCAACGGGAGCAAUGGGAGCGCGAGCAAGAAGCGCAGAGGAAACAAUCAGCUGAAACCCAUCAUCACAAAUGAGACGCCGAAGAAUGCGGAUACCCCCCCAACAACCAUGGCUUCCAAUUCUACCGCUGGAAAGAGCAGCGGCUCGACCAACUCUCCGCUUUCGCAUAAGGGCGCAAUGAACAACCGAUCACCGUCGACAUCGUCGCGCGACGAGGCCGAGACGACGGCCGACGAAGAGGACUCGGAGGACUACUGCAAGGGCGGCUACCACCCGGUGCAGGUGGGCGAGAAGUUCAAGGACGGCAAGUACACGGUGGUUCGCAAGCUAGGGUGGGGCCACUUCUCGACGGUGUGGCUGUCCAAGGACGGCGUGACGGGCAAGCACGUCGCGCUCAAGGUCGUGCGGUCGGCGGCACACUACACGGAGACGGCCAUCGACGAGAUCAAGCUGCUCAACAAGAUCGUGGCCGCCAACCCGGAGCACCCGGGGCGCAAGCACGUCGUCAGCCUGCUCGACUCGUUCGAGCACAAGGGCCCCAACGGCACGCAUGUGUGCAUGGUGUUUGAGGUGCUCGGGGAGAACCUGCUGGGGCUGAUCAAGCGCUGGAACCACCGCGGCAUCCCGAUGCCGCUGGUCAAGCAGAUCACGAAGCAGGUGCUGCUCGGGCUCGACUACCUGCACCGCGAGUGCGGCAUCAUCCACACGGACCUGAAGCCCGAGAACGUGCUGAUCGAGAUUGGCGACGUGGAGCACAUCGUCAAGACCUUCGUCAACCAGGACGAGGUCAAGAAGGAGGAGAAGAAGGAUAACCCCAACGGGCGCCGGCGACGCAGGACCCUCAUCACGGGCAGCCAGCCGCUGCCGAGCCCGCUGAACGCGAGCUUCAACCAUGCGGAGCUGUUCCGCAACCAGGGCAGCUCCAUGUCGAGCCUCAACGGGAUGAUGAGUGAAGGUAAUGAGACCCCCAUCCGAGGAGAGAGUGCUUCUUCGUUGGGCGGCGUCGUAAUGAGUGGUGCCAUCACAGGAUCCCCGAGCACGACACCCACGACAGACAAGGACCAGAGCCAGAGAGAGAAAUCAGCAGACAUCUUAAGUAGAGAAGUAUCCGGCAUUACAUUAGACAAGAGCUCGUCGACGGCCGACAAACCCAAGCCCUCAGACCCGGCAUUCGAGAAGAUCAGCGUCAAGAUUGCAGAUCUAGGGAACGCCUGCUGGGUCAACCACCAUUUCACCAACGACAUCCAGACGCGGCAGUACCGGUCGCCCGAGGUCAUCCUCGGCGCGAAAUGGGGCGCCAGUACGGAUGUGUGGAGUAUGGCUGCUAUGGUCUUCGAGCUCAUCACAGGCGACUACCUCUUCGACCCCCAAUCCGGCACCAAGUACGGCAAAGACGACGACCACAUCGCGCAGAUCGUCGAGCUCCUGGGCCCCUUCCCGCGCUCGCUCUGUCUCUCGGGGAAAUGGUCGCAGGAGAUCUUCAACCGCAAAGGCGAACUCCGCAACAUCCACCGGCUGCGGCACUGGGCGCUCCCGGACGUGCUGAGGGAGAAGUACCAUUUCAAGGAGGCGGAGGCGAAGGGGGUGGCGGAGUUUUUGACACCGAUGCUGGAGCUGACGCCGGAGAAGAGGGCGAAUGCGGGGGGGAUGGCGGGGGGGAAGUGGGUUGGGGAUGCGGUGGGCAUGGAGGGGGUGGGGAUUGAGGGGCUCGAGGUGGGGUCGAGGGGGGAGGGGAUUGAGGGGUGGGCGCAGGAGGUGAAGAAGACGAGGUGA